Molecule: messenger RNA, 1650 nt
Organism: Ostreococcus lucimarinus CCE9901
Lineage: Eukaryota; Viridiplantae; Chlorophyta; Mamiellophyceae; Mamiellales; Bathycoccaceae
Exons: 1
Coding region: 1-1650 (549 amino acids)
Source: RefSeq, a predicted model, not a curated record
AUGCGCGCGCGGGCGUCGACGUGGAACGUCGCGGCGAUCAACAACAACCCGUUCGAGUACUACGCCAGCGCGCGCGGUCGCGGAGAGGCGUCGAGCGACGACGGCGGCGAUGUUUAUGAAUCAUUUCUGCUCGCGGUCGAGCGCGCGCUGUCGAGCGACGCCGGCGGCGCGUCCGACGCGACGAUGGCGCGCGCGCUCGGACCGGACGCGCUGGACGCGCUGCAGGCGAAGAUCGCGGCGAGCGGCGCGGCGAAGGACGGAGAGGCGGCGGCGCGGGCGCGACGCGCGUACGAGGCGCGGUGCGGCGAGCGAACGUGCGGCGAGUUCCUGCGAGACGCGGAGAUCGGCGCGAAACGCCUGUGCUCGAUGCCGGACAGAGUGACGAACACGGUGAACGUGUUCGACGACGAAGGCGAGCGAAGGACGGUGCGAAGGCCGACGGUGAUUAAUUGUUACGACGAGACGCUGGAGGACGAAGGCGAGUGGUUUCGAGCGUGGAUGGGGUACAUGUUCGACGCGAAAGUACGCGCGACGCGGGGAGGCGAGGCGCGAGCGAUGGUGGAGAUGUUGGUGCCGAUUAGACGGGCGAAGUAUCCGGCGGUGAGCGAGGAGGAGGAGGCGCUGGGGAUCCCUUUACAAAUUUUCUAUUUGGCGGCGUUCGACGCGGCGUUGGCGCGCGUGGCGACGACGGCGGCGGGCUCGUUUGAGGCUUGGCAGCGCAUUCGCGCCGGUUUAGUCGAUGCAUUAGUGCGACAUAAGGUGCCGCGAACGCUCGAUGUGGUGGAGCAUUGCUUACUGGGGUCAUCGUCGUCGGACGUGAAUUUGUCGGCGUGCUUUUUGCAGGAAGUCGGCGCUUCGUUCGCCGACGCGCUCGAGGCGCGAGAAAGCGUGCGGGACACGUACGAGAUAUAUCGUCCAGAGGAUCUGGACGUGAAGCGCGAUCAAAACUCGAUCGUGCUCGUGUCCAAGACGUUCACUCGAGGCGAGCGUGCGAUCGAGAAGACGCGCGAGAUUUUGGAGUCACUCGGCGACGGCGCCGCCAAAUUCUCCAAGGGUGAUUUUUGCGCCUUUCUCGUUCGCGGGGUGCUGUUUUGUUCGUUUCACGGCGAUACGGAUGGGUUACAAACUAAAGUAAUCACCACCGCUACGCACGCGCACUGCGUCGCAAACGACGCGAUCGAUGCGUGCGUCUUUGGCAUGGACGCCAACACUCACGUUGCGCACAAGGACGGUAAAAAGCAAGGCGUCACAGAUUUCAUAGACUUCUUGGCCGCAGAAACGACGUUUAGAUCGUGCUGGACGAUGGCCGAGAUCGACGUCGAGCGCGACGCCUUCACGACGUUCAGCGCGCGCACCUUCCUUCAGGCGCAGCUCAACAAAGCUGUGCCGCUCGCCGAAAUCGCGACGAGCGCGCUCACGGACCGCCAUCCCAAAGACCACGUGUUGAUUUACACCCGAACCGACGCCAACGCCGCCUCGCUUAACGCCACCACCAAGCCCACGCUCACUCGCAUCAACGCCGUGGACUUCACCGCGCACCCCAAGCCCCCUAGUGUCCUCCCUUUCGACGCCGACGCGACGUUUCCCAACGCUCGCUUCCCGAGCGAUCACGCCUGCGUCGUCUUCAACUUCGACUUCUCCCUCGCGUGA